GCGAGCUGAGGCGACGGUGCCACGCCCCUCAUGCCGGUAUCUUAAAUGCGCAAAGAAAGGGCGCCGGGGACACCUGGUUGGGCUCUGCAGCUCCCUUCUGGGUUCCGAGGCCCAAGCCCUUGGGAGCAUUUGUGAGUGGAAGGGAGGUCACGCCAUCGUCCGCGGCCCCAGCAGCCCAGUGCCCUCACUGGAUCCUGCGACGCGGCUCCUUUAAGAGCCUCGUGGGUCGCCCGCCGUAGGUCACUCCCCGGCCAUGCGGGCGCUGCGGGCCGGCCUGACCCUGGCGUUGGGCGCGGGGCUGGGUGCGGCCGCCGAGGGCUGGCGGCGGCGGGAGGACUCGCGGGCGGCGCCGCGGCUGCUGGACCGGCUGCCCGUGCUGCCCGUGGCGGCGGCCGCCGAGUUGCCCCCUGUGCCCGGGGGACCGAUGGGCCGCGGCCCGGGCGAGCUGACCAAGUACGGGCUGCCGGGGCUGGCGCAGCUUAAGAGCCGCGAGUCGUACGUGCUGUGCUAUGACCCGCGCACCCGCGGCGCGCUCUGGGUGGUGGAGCAGCUGCGACCCGAGCGUCUCCGCGGCGACGGCGACCGGCGCGAGUGCGACUUCCGCGAGGACGACUCGGUGCACGCGUACCACCGUGCCACCAACGCCGACUACCGCGGCAGUGGCUUCGACCGCGGCCACCUGGCCGCCGCCGCCAACCACCGCUGGAGCCAGAAGGCCAUGGACGACACGUUCUACCUGAGCAACGUCGCGCCCCAGGUGCCCCACCUCAACCAGAAUGCCUGGAACAACCUGGAGAAAUACAGCCGCAGCUUGACCCGCAGCUACCAAAACGUCUAUGUCUGCACAGGGCCACUCUUCCUGCCCAGGACAGAGGCUGAUGGGAAAUCCUACGUAAAGUACCAGGUCAUUGGCAAGAACCACGUGGCAGUGCCCACACACUUCUUCAAGGUGCUGAUCCUGGAGGCAGCAGGUGGGCAAACUGAGCUCCGCUCCUACGUGAUGCCCAACGCACCUGUGGAUGAGGCCAUCCCACUGGAGCGCUUCCUGGUGCCCAUCGAGAGCGUCGAGCGGGCUUCGGGGCUGCUCUUUGUGCCAAACAUCCUGGCGCGGGCAGGCAGCCUCAAGGCCAUCACAGCGGGUAGUAAGUGAGGGUGGAGCCCAGCGAGACUGGGUGUGUGCAGGCCGGGCGUAUUAAAGGUGGUAACUUUUGGAGACAA
Molecule: messenger RNA, 1218 nt
Organism: Symphalangus syndactylus (siamang)
Lineage: Eukaryota; Metazoa; Chordata; Mammalia; Primates; Hylobatidae
Gene: ENDOG
Product: endonuclease G
Biological process (GO): apoptotic DNA fragmentation
Cellular component (GO): nucleus; mitochondrial inner membrane
Molecular function (GO): metal ion binding; nucleic acid binding; single-stranded DNA endonuclease activity
Source: RefSeq, a predicted model, not a curated record